AUGGCCUCAAAGGAAUGCUUGAAAUCCAAACAUGAAACAUGGCCGAAGAAACUCCACCCCAAGAAUCCCACUAUUGCAGCAGCGGCACCGACGGUGAUCAACUCUGACUCACCUACUGGUUUAGAGCCUUUCCCUUCUCAGCCAGCCAUACCAUCUCAUAUAGCAGCUGAAAAUGAAGAGAAGACACCGCGGCCUCUGAGUUGCAGCCGGAGUCGGAUGGAGAAAAAAGAGAUGGGAGCACCACCAGAACUAGUGCUCAAGAAGCUAGGAGGAAGUUCUAGGGUUAUUGGUGCUACAUUCUUUGUUUUGCUCCUUGUGGAUUUAGCUUUCGUUGCUAGGUCAUUUAGUGGUGGUGGAGGAGGAGGAAGUGGUGGAGGUGGAGGUGGCGGAGGGGAUGGUGCCUCAAGUUCUGGAUUUGGUUUAGGGUAUGGUUCCGGGAGUGGCUCCGGAUAUGGUUUGGGAGCUAGUGGUCUUGGAGAAGGUGGAGGUGGAGGUGGGGGAGAGGGUGAAGGAGGCGGUGGUGGUAGGGGUGAAGGAUCAGGGUAUGGGUCAGGAUCUAGAUCGGGGUAUGGGUCUGGGUAUGGGUCAGGAUCCGGAUCGGGGUAUGGGUCUGGUGGUGGCAUAGGAAGUGGUGGAGAAGGUAGAGGUGGUAGCGGAGGUGGUGACGGCAGAGGUGGUGGCAGUGGAAAAGGGUCUGGAUCCAGAUAUGGAAGUGGGUCUGGAUCCGGAUACGGAAGUGGAGUUGGUGGUGGCAACGGUGGAGGAAGAGGUGGUGGCAGUGGCGGUGGUGGAGGUGGUGGCAGUGUAGGAGGGUCGGGAUAUGGGUCCGGAUCCGGAUACGAAAGUGGGUCUGGAUAUGGAAGUGGAAGUGGAAGUGGUAGCAGUGAAGAAGGAGGCGGAGGUGGUGGCAGUAGAGGUGGAGGAGGUAGAGGCAGUGGUUCGGGCCAAGGAUCAGGCUAUGAAAGUGGUUCAGGUUAUGGGUCCGGGUAUGGUAACGGUGGAGGGUGA
Molecule: messenger RNA, 1008 nt
Organism: Gossypium arboreum
Lineage: Eukaryota; Viridiplantae; Streptophyta; Magnoliopsida; Malvales; Malvaceae
Product: glycine-rich cell wall structural protein 2-like
Exons: 3
Coding region: 1-1008 (335 amino acids)
Source: RefSeq, a predicted model, not a curated record